AUGGCUGAAUCAAAAGACAAACCACCAGUGAUGACAGGCGAUCAGUCAUCGGCCGAUGAGGAGUCCGUGAACGCUCCCCAGAACCUCGAUCCAGACGUUCCGCAACUCCAGGUCAACGAUGAGGAUGAUCCGGCAUCUCAGGAGCUCCAGGACUUUGCGCCCACCGGCUCAGCAAGACCGCUUUCCCAGGAGCUUCAGGAAGAAGGCUCAGAGCUUGGUUCGGUCAAUGCGAGCUCCGUAGACGCGCCGCCUCGGAGGGCCGGGAGCCCGAUCGACUCGAUACUCUCUGGACCAGACGAUACACCUUCAGUACAGGGUUCCUUCAUAUCAUCUCCGGGAAGCAGCGUUCUCCCAGCAACUGCUUUACGACCCGGGUACGGUAGCCCUUCCCCGUCCUACAAACCAUUCGAUCGCCGUUUCAAGACACGCCUCGCCUCUUCUUCAUCGAGCAUACAUAGCCCGCGUCCUGGGUCCCCGUCAUUGUUCUCUCCAGCGUUCCCUUCCCCAGCGUUUCUUUCACCACACAGCAGGAAUGCUUCUAUCAGCUCCAAUUUCUUCUUCGACCAGGCGGACACCGAAGCCCAGAGCCCGCCGUGGGAGGUUGUCCGUUGGACAAGGCUAAAGAAAAUAAAUGGGCAGGCUUUCACGGAGGCCGGAAAGCGCAAUUUCGGGCUACCGACAUGCCUCGCGGUUUCGGCGUCGAUUGUAUUAGGAACUACCAAGGGGAUAAUAUUAAUGUUUGAUUUUAACCAGAAUUUGAAGAUGAUUCUAGGGCCUGGAACAAAAGCUGUUGAGUCCGGGCCGAUCACUUCUGUAGCUAUCUCUGCCGAUCACACGACGGUGGCGGGUGGGCAUGCAAACGGUUGCAUUUUCACAUGGGAUACAAGUCGGGCGUCCCGUCCAUUUCUUUCUAUCCCGCAUCUAGAACCCUUUCAGCUUGAGCAACACUCCGCUGAUGGCCAUGUGCCCAAUGCGUCCAUUACUCAUUUGGGGUUCCUGGGAACGCGACACACUGCGCUCGUGUCUGCUGAUGAAAAGGGCAUGGCAUUCUCUCAUCUGGCAACACGUGGGACGGGCGCCCUUGGCCGGACAGUCAAGACCACUCGGAUACUGGGUCGCUAUCCAAAUGCGCCUCCCCCGGCGGGGAAGACGUUGAAGCCGAGUACCGUCUUAGCAUUUUCACCACUGCCUCUAGGAAAUGUGGAACGGGCGACUGAUCUGAUGGGAUUGACGGCCAUGUUGACACCGUACUUGCUUGUGAUUGUGUCCACAACUCCUGUUGCUCAAACACAGCACAAGUCUGCACGGCCCAAGGAUGUCCCGGCUCAUAGCGCAGUGACAGGUUGCUUGGCUUGGUUCCCGGCCGUCAAACUCAAGGUUCCUGAUAGUGAUACGGGUAGUGACAUAUCGAAAGUGAAACUUGCCUAUUGCUGGUCGAACGUCCUGACCGUCCUUGACGUUGAUGAGAUCCCGGGAGAGGACAAGGACCAGCCCCCCACGCUCCGGUUCAAAGCGCGAAGUCGAUGGAAGUGCGAAGAGUCUAUUGCUGCCGUCCAAUGGCUGAGCCGCUCGGUUCUGACAGUGCUCACGCUUUCCCAGCGAUUGAUCGUGCUGGAGGAUAAGAGCAUGCGCAUGACGGAAGCGUUUGAUCUCCUCCACAAACAUGUUUAUCACGUGGAUCUUUUCUCUAACCAACUGCACGCGCUCGUGGAACAAUUGGAUGAGGAGGAUGAAUCUAUGCACGGCGUUGUGGGGGAUGCUUUUUACAUGAGUUUCAAGGCCUAUAAGGGCAGGAUAUUCCUUCUCGGCUUCAACGAGGUGUCGAUUGGAGCUUUAUCCAACUGGGCAGACCGGCUGAUUGCUAUAAUGGAGAACGGGGAUUACAUCGGAGCUAUCCAGCUUGCCACAUCCUAUUAUACAGGAGAUGCGAACAAGCUUACUGUUGGGCUGCCCGAAGACCAAACGUUACGACACAGCAUGGUGCGGGAUAAGAUUAUGGAGAUUAUCAGCGCAUCUCUUAAGUAUGCUUUCAGCCAGCGGAAGAAGAGUUCUGACGAUACAGACGACACACAACUCAGAAGACUGGCAGAGAUUUGCUUCAUCGCAUGCCAGAGCAUCGAGAACACAGACUUCUUAUUUGACGAGAUGUAUGAGUGGUAUGAGGAUGCCGAGUUGGAGGGCAUUUUCCUCGAGACCCUCGAGCCGUACAUCCUCGAGAGAACCAUCGUUGUGGUACCACCUUCGGUUAUCAAAGACAUGGUUACUUACUACGUCAGCCAGGGCUGGGAGACUCGACUCGAGGAGAUGAUCUGCCACGUGGAUACGAGUACUCUAGACCUGGAUCAAACAACUCUCCUGUGCAAGCAGCAUGGGCUGUACGACGCUCUGACGUAUAUCUGGAACCAAGCCCUUGGAGAUUACAUCACUCCAAUGAUUGACUUACUCAGUCUCAUUAUUCCCGUUACCUCGAACGGUCAUGCCACCAACGGCAUUGACGAAGACUAUCAUGGAGUCAAUGCUGUGAAAAUCUUCCCUUACCUUUCCUACACUUUAACAGGGAGAGUGUAUCCGAAUGAGGAGCUGAUGGACGAAAAGAUAGCCAUGAAGGCCAAGGCCGAGAUCUACUGGUUCUUGUUUUCAGGCCAAACCAUUACAUGGCCAAAGGAGGGUGGGCGAGAGCUCCGAGUAAGGCCCAACGAGGACUCGCAGCCGGCCUUCCCUUACUUGCGAUUGAUACUGGAGUACGACGCUCCCAGCUUUCUGAGCGCCUUGAAUGAAGCUUUUGAAGACCCGUUUCUCAACGACUCGCCGGACAAGCAGACUAAUGGAACUUCUAACAUGGAUCUGCCCGAGGAGCAAAUAUUCGGGCAAACGAUCAAUCGUCAGUAUGUUGUGUCGAUUCUCCUCGACGUGCUCAGCCCGGGCAACUUCUCAACCGCGGACACGAUAUACCUGGAUAUGUUUAUUGCCCGAAAUCUACCGAAAUUCCCGCAGUAUCUGCUUUUCUCUGGCACGACACUGUCGAACGUGUUGAAAGGGCUCUGCAAUUACCCUGGGGAAGAUCUGGCCGAAGAUGCUCAACUUAGCGCAGAAUAUCUUUUAUCUGUUUAUCACCCUUCAGACAUGCCAGCUAUGAUACCCCUCUUUAAGCAAGCCGGAUUUUAUAGAAUUUUGAAGAGGAUAUACAAACUUGACAAACAGUACGGGUUGCUGGUGGCUACGUACUUUGAGGACCCGGAAGACCAAGAUACCGUCUUUGAUUGUAUCGCGGAUUGUCUGCGUCCGCAUAGUGGUUUGAGUGAGCGACAGCUCCAGGAGGUUCUUGAUGUCGUGAAGAAACACUCACGGGAGCUCCUGGAGAUUAGUGCCGAAAAGUCGGCACGAACACUGGCCUCCCAAGCCAAAGAGGCCCACCAAACCGUACUAGAUUCCGCUACAGACGAUGAGGUGCUACAGUAUGAAUACUUGAGGGAGCUGCUAGAGCCUCAUGGUUCAUCUAGAGAGCACGAGCACAUAGAUCGAGAUUUGGUUGAGCAUUAUGUUCAGUUGAUGUGCACCUUCGACUCGGGUCGGGUCUCAGACUACGUUGGAGUUGUUCAAUCUGCCAACCUCCGACUCGACAAGCUCUUGCCUACCAUGGAGGAAACAGGCGUUAUUGAUGCGGCAGUUGUCCUUAUGGCGCAAGACGGCCAGGUAAAGCAGGCCCUGGAACGGCUUGUCAAGCACCUGAAUAACCUCGAGUCGGCUCUUCGAGGCCUGCUCUCGGGGUCGGCACCAGCGGACUCGGAGCUGGACCUCCAGACUAAUGCUGAGGACCUUUUACUUGGUCUCCAAAAAUAUGUAUAUGUGGGCAUCUGGCUAUGCCAGGGACAGAUGAAAUCCUCUAAGCGGGGUAGAGUCAACGUGGUUGCCAAGAAGUCUACGCCGUCUGGACAGGAUCUGUCUUCUGAUGAACGGCUCUGGCUCGAUCUCAUCGACGCCACCGUUCAGAUAACCAGGCGCCUAUCGCCAGCCAUUGCCGCAGCACCCAAGGAGGUGGAUAAUGAGAAGCUGCUAACCCUGCUCCGCUCUCUCGUGCAGCACACCUUCACGGCGCUGCUGACCGCAACCUCCAAUCACGCGGGCGCCCAGAGCGGAACAAGGCUCAUAUCGAACGCUGGAUCCAAUCUCUCGUUUCUGCGCAUCUUGCGUGCUUUCCUCACAGAAGCCGCGGCAUCAUCCCCUAAUCUGGCCGACCUCAGAGGUGUCCUCGCCUCGAUAUUCUCGGCAUAUGCUUACGAAGAGUCGAUUUUGCGGCUUUCGAACCGCCUCCUAGAGAGGAGCUUGUAUAUAAACGUCAACCAGGCCGUGGCUCUUCGACAGCGUGGGUGGCGGCCACGAGGCUCCACCUGCGAGGCAUGUGGUCGCAGGGUCUGGGGCCCUGGUGUGCCCGGCGGAGCAGUGUUCGAAGCCUGGGAGGAGAAGCAGGCCAUCUCAGACGCCGCGAGGAAGAGCAGGAAGAUGCAGAUCGCGGAGCAGGUUAAGGGCCGUUCUGCGGGCGACUCGAGCGGUAAGGGCAAGGGCAAGAGCCUGGAGGUUGGACCGCCGAACGUGGCUGACCCCGAGGGUGAGGACGCCUCGACGAGCAGGAAGGAACCCCAGCUGGGGCCGCUGGUCCUCUUGGCGUGCCGACACAUAUAUCACCAGAGCUGUUUAGAUUCGUUGCAGGAGAAGCAAGAUAAGCAAGGGAACGGGGUUACAGAGCGGGACAGGGAGUAUAAGUGUCCUAUCGAUGGCAUGUCGCACUCAUCCGACGACCAAGAUGACAUGCUCUCUGACAACGAGUCUGGCUCAUCCGGUGACGAGUCUCCCCCUCAGCCAAUGUCCCAGAACUACUUCGCACCGCCUUUCUACGGCCGCCCGCCGACUCCUCUACCCCCCUCGCCGUCCCUGACGUCUCUGCUGCGCCCGUCGCGCCCGACCACCCCCGAUGCCUCCGACGACGACGCCAUGCUCCCCGUGCCCCGCGCGGCGCCCAAGGUCCCGACCUACGAGUACUACGGCUUCGUGCUCUACCUCUUCAGCAGCCUGGCCUUUCUGAUAUACCUGCUCUGGAGCUACCUGCCCUCCCCCUUCCUGCACGCCUUCGGCAUCAGGUACUACCCGAACCGGUGGUGGGCCCUCGCGGUCCCGUCCUUCCUCGUCAUGGCCAUCGUCUACAUCUACGUGGCCCUCUCGCUGUACAACGUCGAGAUCCUGACGGAGCCCCUGAGCAGCGUCGAGACCAUUGUGGACGGCGCGGGCAAGAUGGCGCUCAUCGACAACAAGGGCCGGCUGAGGGGCAGCGCGCGCAGGGAGAGGAAGUGCGAGAGGGACGGGAGGCUGAGGUGGCGCGAGAUCUGGAACGAGAGCACCGACGCCGUCAUGGACAUUCCGCUGAGCGGGGUCUGCGAGGUGCUGUACGGGGAGGGGGCUGAGGAUGCUAGGUCUGCGGAGGAUGUUGCUGAGUGA
Clonostachys byssicola is the source of this 5490-nucleotide messenger RNA. The record is from the annotation of a GenBank genome assembly. Lineage: Eukaryota; Fungi; Ascomycota; Sordariomycetes; Hypocreales; Bionectriaceae.